GCGGACAGUGCGGCGGCGCUCACCGGACCGGGAGAGAGAGAGGUCCAGCGGCACGGGAGGGACCUGCUCACCGGGAGAGACCUGCUCACCGGAACGUGAGAGAGGCUCACCAGCACGGGAGAGAGGUUCAUCGCCACGUGAGAGAACUGCUCACUGGGAGAGACCUGCUCACCGGGAGAGACCUGCUCACCGGAACGUGAGAGAGGCUCACCGACACGGGAUAUACCUGCUUGCUCACCGGGAGAGAUCUGCUCACCGGCUCGUCGACACUCCGGUGCUCCGAGUGAGGCAGCUGCUCAGUGCUCAGUGCUCAGUGCUCACAGUGCCGGCCGAGAAACGCCGCCGCGUCCAGAGCAGUCGUUCACUGCGUUUUGGGAGCUUCUCAGGGAGUCAAGAGACCACCGGACCCAGAGAAGCUGCUCAACGCGGGACGUCGAGGAGAAGCUCAUCGCACCUCUGAGAAGUAUUCCGGUCUGAGAGUGGGACAGAGUUUGUUAAACCUACCUACCGAUACCGAGUGCCAAAGCUGGCCAGUUUAUUUGUGUGCUGAGAAGUGACGUUUGAACGUUUCCCGCCGAAGUUCACGGGUGUGUUAUUCGACUGAGAUCUGAUAUUCGGUGGAGAAGAGUCGACUCAGGGUCGUAUCGGACACAAACCGGCUCCUCUGCCCGUGGCACGGCUACUGCAAAAACUAGCAGACGGCGCCACUCAACUGUGGAUAACGUGCCGUUCGCGGUUAGUGGAAGUGCUGUCAAACAGUCUACCGGCUGUAGAGACUUUUCACGUCACUGAGAUCGUCUUGUCCUAGCAUAAACGCCAUAUUAACGUUGAAAGCCGGUAUAUAUACGCGGUGUCAGCCUUGUAGGUCAAUUUGCCUGCACUUUUGGUGGAUCUCGACGUUUUAUCGGGAUUCAAGUAACGAAGGAAGGAAGGAAACCCAAGCGAGAGACGACAUAGCGACGAUAUGUUUUUCUUCAGCUUCCUGUUUUCAAGGAGCAGUCGCCGCGGCUCCCGGGGCGGCUCGGACAAGCCCGACUGGCCGUCCACCGGCUCCAGCUCCAGCAGUCGCAACAGCUCCGGCUCUACCGGCGACGAGCCGCAGGGCGAGCUGGUGCACCUGCGCGAGCUGCUGCAGGCGCGCGGCGUGCCGCAGCACCUGCUGGAACAGCUGGCGCCGCCCGCCAGUCCCAGCCGGCACCGCGGCCACACAGAAGGAGGCUGCAGGAUGUACCAGCUGCUGCAGAUGCUGCAGUGCUCGGAGGACGAGUCGCUGCAGCUGCAGGCGGUCGUCGAGCUCGGUCAGCUCCUGGUGAUGGCCUCCGAGGACACGCUGGGCGCCUUCCCGGCCGGCAAGUUCGUGCCGCCCAUCACCAGACUGAUACAGACAGACCGCGGCGACGACCUGGUCACACAGGCGUGUCGCACGCUGACCCACCUGCUGGAGCUGGUGCCGCACAGCUCAGCGGCCGCUGUGGCAGCUCUGCCGGCGCUGCUGCAGCAGCUCCGAGCCAUCUCCUCAAUGGAGGUGGCCGAACAGGCGCUGGCUGCACUGGAGCUGCUCACAAAGAGACACGGCAACGCUGUCCUGCAGGCGGGCGGUAUCACCUCCUGUCUGGCCUUCUUUGACUUCUUCUCUGCGGAGGCGCAGCGUGCGGCGCUGUCCGUGACGGCCGGCUGCUGCCUGUCCCUGACCAGCAGCGAGUUCCAUCUGAUCAGUCCGCACCUGUCGGCCAUCGCCAGCCGACUCUGUCACCAGGACCGCCGGGUGGCUGAGGCUGCCUGCCUUGUGCUCUGCCGGCUGUCUGAAACGUUCAAAGCCGACCGGAUCAGGGUGCAGACAAUCGCAGACAGCGGACUGGUGAAAAACGUCCCACAGCUGCUGGCCGGCAGUCCACCGGUGAUUGGCAGCUCGACCUUCUGCGAGGUCACACGCAUGCUCCGCCUCCUCUGCGCCCACUGUCCACCCAUCGCCGUGCAGCUCCUCACAGAGAACAUUGCCGGGACGCUGAAAAAGCUGCUAACAACAGACACUGGACAGCCGGUGUCCCCGGGCUCGUUCCGUAACUCGGAGGAGGUGUACUCGCUGGUCUGUCUGGUCUCCGAGCUGCUGCCGCCGCUGCCCAGCGCGGCCCUGUUCGACGUCGACCAGCUGCUCACCCGACGUGUCUCCGUUCGGCGCUCCGGUUCUUACGACAGGGAAGCCGUUCAGUGGAGAGAUAGUUCGGAUAUUUCGAGCACAAACGCAGUAGGAGAUGCUUCCAAUUCUCAGGCGGAGUCGGACCGGUCCGCGGCCCCGGGCGGGUCCAGGGGUGUGCGUCCCGCCGCCGACCCCCGCGCGGCGGUGCUCCGUCCGGCCGACUGGCUGCCGCUGCUGCUCGACGUUUACGGCGCGGCGCCAGGCACUGCGGUGCGCCAUGUCUGUCUCCGCGCCACCCUGCGCUGCGUUAGCGCCGCAGAGCCAGAGACACUGCAGGGCGUGCUGAACAUGCAGGAGUUGUCGGUGCAGCUGGCCAGCCUGCUGCCCUCGCCGGACGUGAAGCUGGCCGUGCCGGCGCUGCAGCUGGCAGAGACGCUGAUGCAGAAGCUGCCCGACCUCUGCACCAGCCACUUCAGACGCGAAGGCGUGCUUCACCACAUCAGUCGUCUGGCUGUGGACGGUGACCCUCUGGACGAGACAGACCCGAGGGGGAACGGCCAGACUGCUGACACCACUGCUGAUCUGAGUCUGAGAGACGCCUUGAAGAGGAGGAGGUCUUCCCGACGUGGAGCCCUCGGCUGUCAGAGACACAGCUUUGACCAGACGACCGCCGGCUCCGCGUCCGCAUCUCCGUCACAUACAGGGGGUGCGGCCCGCGCGCUGGCCGCCGGUGGCCGCAGUCGCUCGGUCGGCGGAGCCGAAGCACCCAGUCGUCUGCAGACCUCCCUCCUGGCCAGUCUGAGUCCGGCUCGGUGGGGCCGCGCCAGCUCCAGCUCACCGCACGGAUCUCACCGAAACUCACUCACCGAGGCCGGCGCGGCGCGGGAGGAGCGGGCGCGCAGCUGGCUGCGGCGGCAGGCGCGUCUGUUCCUGGAGCGGCACCUGGCCACGGCGGCCGGCGGCCACUGCGCCGCUCUGGCGCUGCUGGAGAGCGCGCUGCGGCAGCUGACGGCGGCGCCGGACCGCGGCCUGGCCGACCCGCUGCGGCAGCUGGCCGCCCUGCUACUGGCCGCCGACCUGUCGCCGUUCGAGCUGCUGCAGGCGGGCCUGGUGCCGCGGCUGACCGAGCUGCUGACCGCCGGGCCGGCCGGCGCGCGCCGACACCGUCUGCGCGCCUUCCUGCACGCGCUGGCCGGGGCGCCGGCGGCGGACCGGCCGCAGCAGGCGUGGGUGCCCUCGGCGGAGAAGGCCGCACCGCUGGCGGCGCUGGUGACCAAGCUGAACGCCUGCGUGGCCCAGCAGGAGCAGCUGCCGGUGAAGUCGUACGACGUCACUGACGGAGUGUCUGGCCACGGAGCGCUGCGCUACUUCACCGAGCAUCAGCUCAAGGUGGAGCUGCGCCGCGCGCCGGACGGCGGCGCUCUGCGCCAGUGGCGGCACGGGCCCGUUAAGGUGGACCCUCUGGCCCCGCUGCAAGCCAUCGAGCGUUACCUGGUGAUCCGCGGCUAUGGGCGCAGCUCGUCCCGCACCGGCCGCUGGUCGGACGAUAGUGGCUCGGACGAGGACGUCGAGGACGCUUUGGUGGCGGCCAGCCUCAGCCACAGCGGGACGCACCGUCUGCAGUUCCUGAUGGGCGGCCGACCGCUGCCCUAUGACAUCACCGUCUUCCAGGCGGUAGAGCAGUACGGACCGCGCUCACAGGAGGAAGACGGGGACGUGAGCGCCUCGCAGCUCUUCCAGAAGACGCACACUAUCUACUACAGACAGGCUCCGAUCUCCAGCAGUAACGGUGGAAACUCCAGCAGCAGUCGGCGCCAGGAGACCCGUCCGGCGUCCGGCGGCGAGUCGCUGUGGGCCACCGGCUCCACUCCCGUCCCCGACUGUCCUCUGGUGGCCGGUCUGAAACCACAGCUUCCCGAGUCGGUCACCGUGGCCGACCCCAGCCUGGCGACCGUCAACCUCCUCCGUCUGCUGCACUGCCUGAGUCGCCACUACGGCGGCCUCUACCAGCUGGUGGCCAGCCCGCCGCUGCUCGGCGAUCAGGUGUUUGUAAACGCUCAGCUGACUGCCAAGGCUGAGCGGCAGCUGUUUGACCCGCUGAUUCUGAUGGCGGGAAGCACACCACCCUGGAUUCUGCAACUGGGACUGACUUGCCCGUUCCUGCUCCCGUUCGCGGUGCGGCGCCAGCUGUCUUCUCGGCCACGUUCGAGCGGGACCGGGCUCUGAGCCGCCUCCUGGAGGUGGUGCCGUCUGCGGCCGGCUCCGGCUCCGAGCGGCGGCUG
This is a messenger RNA of Amphibalanus amphitrite, 4419 nucleotides long. RefSeq names its product E3 ubiquitin-protein ligase TRIP12-like. Lineage: Eukaryota; Metazoa; Arthropoda; Thecostraca; Balanomorpha; Balanidae. Gene Ontology annotation, molecular function: ubiquitin protein ligase activity. The record is from RefSeq and is a predicted model, not a curated record. Gene Ontology annotation, cellular component: nuclear speck. Gene Ontology annotation, biological process: regulation of double-strand break repair; proteasome-mediated ubiquitin-dependent protein catabolic process; protein polyubiquitination. Bases 965 to 4363 code for a protein of 1132 amino acids. The transcript has 20 exons.